Molecule: messenger RNA, 624 nt
Organism: Lolium perenne
Lineage: Eukaryota; Viridiplantae; Streptophyta; Magnoliopsida; Poales; Poaceae
Source: RefSeq, a predicted model, not a curated record
AUGCAUCCCUGCCGCCGCUCCGCCUCUGGCUACCGCGGCGUUCGCACGCGGCCAAGCGGCCGCUUCGACGUCGAGAUUCGCUCCGGUGAGGAGCGCAUCCGCCUGGGCACCUUCGACAUGGCGCACGAGGUCGCGCGCGCCUACGACGCUGUCGCCUGGCGCCUCGGUCGCUACCGCCUCACAAUGAACUUCCACGAUGUGUGGACGCGAGAGCAGGCGGGGGAGCUCGCGCCGCCGUCGCCGGCCGUCACGCGCGAGCAGCAGCGGCGCCAGCGCGAGCUCGAGCAGCGGCUUCUCAUCGUGGAGCGCGACGAGCGCCUCCGCCUCGAGUGGGCGCGGCAAUUCCCGGAGGACAUCGCCGUGAUGGAGGCGUUCUACGCGCAGAAGGAGGAGCAGAAGGCGGCGGCGAAGCAGAAGGCGGACCGUGAGAAGCGCCGGGCGGAGUCGGCGGCGAGGGCGAAGAAGGCGGCGAGGAGGGCGGAGGAGAAGAAAAACCGGCGCCGGGCCGUUGACGAUCGUCCUCUCCUCCUCCUUCGAGUGGACGUCUACUCCAGUGAAUACGGACGCCCGCUUCACAAUGUGCCAGUUCGCCCAAUCGCUGUCCGGGAGCAGGCGAGCUCGUGA